CCUCCUGGGGGCGGCACGAAUCUGCCUUGGGCCUUCUCCCAGGAAAACGUGGUCUUAGCCGUGGGGGGCCUCGAGCAGGCCUCGACCCCUCUCCCUGACCCGAGGAGAGGCCCGGCGCCUCGCCCUCAGCCGGUCUUUGUGCAGGGUGCCGGCGGCCAUUGUGUCCGUGCCGGGAAUGGAGGACCCGGCAAUCCUCCAUUGCCACCGCCACGUCCAGGGCCUUUGGGGAAUUCAAAGAAAACCGGCGGCGUUUCUGGGAGGUCCCCGGCCUUCAGCCUCCCAGAAAGGCCUGGGGAUGGCCUUUCCGAAGUCACACCGCAGAUCCGAGGCAGUUUCCCCCUCCCUCCGUCCCUCAUCGAAACCUUGAGCCCCAUUGAGAAGUCCCUUCAGGGUUUCGGAAGCCUCACCCUGGGCUGGUACUUAAAUAGGAAAGAAAAAAAAAAAAACAAAAACAAACCCUAAACCCCACACCAGCCACCUCCGGGAGAGUUCUCCUGGCUCCCAGUAGGAGGCGGAGAGCCAAGGGGCGUGCAAGAGCGAGGGGGCUGGGCUCCCGGGUGGCAGGAGGCCGCGGCUGCGAGCGGCCGCCCUCGAUCUGGGCGAUGGAGGAGGAAGCAGGCGAGGGGGCCGGUUCCUGAGCUUCGUAAUUCCUGUGUCGCCUUCUGGGCUCCCAGCCUGCCGGGUCGCAUGAUCCUUUCAGCCCGAGCUGGUUUUUUUGCCAGCCGCCGCGAGGCCGGCUGAGUUACCGGCAUCCCGGCUGCCACCUCCUCUCCCGACCUGUGAUACAAAAGAUCUUCCGGGGGCUGCACCUGCCUGCCGUCGCUUGAGAGGGAUUUGAAUCUCUUUCUCUCCCUUCAGAACCUUAUCUUGGCUUUGGAUCUCAGAAGAGAAGCACCAAGCAGAGACCAGACUCUGUGAGUGAGCAGGUGUUUUGGACAAUGGACUGGUCGAGCCCAUCCCUAUUAUAAAAAUGUCUCAGAGCAACCGGGAGCUGGUGGUUGACUUUCUCUCCUACAAGCUUUCCCAGAAAGGAUACAGCUGGAGUCAGUUCAGUGAUGUGGAAGAGAACAGAACUGAGGCCCCAGAAGGGACUGAAUCAGAGAUGGAGACCCCCAGUGCCAUCAAUGGCAACCCAUCCUGGCACCUGGCGGACAGCUCCGCGGGGAAUGGAGCCACUGGCCACAGCAGCAGUUUGGAUGCCCGGGAGGUGAUCCCCAUGGCAGCGGUGAAGCAAGCGCUGAGGGAGGCGGGCGAUGAGUUUGAACUGAGGUACCGGCGGGCAUUCAGCGACCUGACAUCCCAGCUCCACAUCACCCCAGGGACAGCGUAUCAGAGCUUUGAGCAGGUGGUGAAUGAACUCUUCCGGGAUGGGGUGAACUGGGGUCGCAUUGUGGCCUUUUUCUCCUUCGGUGGGGCACUGUGCGUGGAAAGCGUAGACAAGGAGAUGCAGGUAUUGGUGAGUCGGAUCGCAACUUGGAUGGCCACUUACCUGAAUGACCACCUAGAGCCUUGGAUCCAGGAAAACGGCGGCUGGGUCUUCGGAAGGCCCAGCCUUCCCUUGGCAGCUGCAUCUGGUGAACACCAACGGAAAUCCCUGGACACCUUUGUGGAACUCUACGGGAACAAUGCGGCAGCCGAGAGCCGGAAGGGCCAAGAGCGCUUCAACCGCUGGUUCCUGACGGGCAUGACUGUGGCUGGCGUGGUUCUGCUGGGCUCGCUCUUCAGUCGGAAAUGACCAGACACUGACCACUCACUCACCCUCCCACCCCCGUCCUGUCGCCAGCACGUCCCUCCGUCUAGCCACCGUUGCCACCAGGAGAACCACUACAUGGCAGCCCACAGCCACCCACUCAUCACAGGCUUGGGCCUAGACCUGGUCCCCCGCAAUUAGUUUUCUAGAAUCUACCAUGCUUCUGUGAGAGCCACCUUCCCCCACACCUCAGUUCUCCUGGCCUCGAAACCCACCAAGUUUCCCCCAAAAUCUGCCCCAUGGAAGCUGACAGGUGAUGAGGGGUGUGGUUUGUGGCUGGGGGCUGGAGGGCCCUGCCUGAUUGAUGGAACCCCCUUACCCCUUAUCCUCCUGAAAAUGCUUUCCUGCCAGGGAGCUGGAAAGUUUUCUAACACUUUUCCCCAAAAAGAGAGACUAGAUUGCCUUCGUUUUGAUGUUUGUGGCCUCAGAAUUGAUCAUUUCCUGUCCACUCCCCAGGACCUGGGCUCCCCUUCCUUUCAUCCCCACCCUCCAAGAGCCACUUAGGGGCCACUUCUGCCUAAUUAGGGAUUCAGGCUGCUUGGGAUAAAGAAACAAGGACCAGGACCCCCUCCCCACCUCUGGCCUGGCCAAAAGUCCCUGCCCCCAAUCCCAAUGUCCUCCAGAGGCCUCUGGCUAGAGGUCAGCCCUUCCUGGCAGGGAGGAGGCUGUCUCUGCAGGAAGCACCCCAUGCCAAAGCUAGGGUGGCCCUUGCAGUUUAGCUCCACCCCAGUUCCCUUCCCCUUCCUCUCCCCUGGCUCCUAUGACCAUGACUGAGGGACCAACUGGGCCCAAGACAGGCGCCCCAGAGCUGUGAGGGCCUCAGCUGCCUCACUUCCUGCAAGGAGAUCAGCCUGUGGCAUCUUUGCCUUUGGCUGCUGCCCAUGGAGUCCGGGGAUUCAGGGGCCUUAGCCCAGAGGUGAAGGGGAGCUACAGGGAGCAGCUGUGGGAGCCCUAGGGUCUUCCCUACCUCAGGCAGGAAGGGCAGGAAGGAGAGCCUGGUGCAUGGGGUGGAGGUGGGGCUGGCUGGAAGGGCCGGUCCUGCCUGGCCAAACAGAUUCGUGCCCUAACCCCGUUCAGCCUGGGCAGUCAGUAGCCUGGCCAGGAGCCCUUCAGGCCUCCAUCUCUCCUCUGCUCCACCCAUGGCCUGUCUCAUCCCUGGGGGUCCCGGCCUAGCCCUGGCCACCCAGGGCUCUCUGCUGUACAUAUUCAAGACUAGUUUUUAUUCCUUGUGAAGAUGAUAUACUAUUUUUGUUAAGCGUGUCUGUAUUUAUGUGUGAGGAGCUGCUGGCUUGCUGUGCGUGUGCACGUGGAGAGCUGGUGCCCGGAGAUUGAACAGCCUGAUGCUCCCUCCCCUGCCCUGGUCCAGGGAAGCCAGCCGGGGGUCCUGGCUCCUGCGAGGCACCUGUCCCUCCCCCAACCCCCCACCCCACACUUGUUCCAGCUCUUUGAAAUAGUCUGUGUGAAGGUGAAAGUGCAGUUCAGUAAUAAACUGUGUUGAUUCAGUGAA
Messenger RNA from Diceros bicornis minor, 3257 nucleotides. It is a transcript of the gene BCL2L1, whose product is annotated as BCL2 like 1. The record is from RefSeq and is a predicted model, not a curated record. The transcript is spliced from 4 exons. Lineage: Eukaryota; Metazoa; Chordata; Mammalia; Perissodactyla; Rhinocerotidae. The coding region runs from base 971 to 1735 and encodes 254 amino acids. Gene Ontology annotation, biological process: negative regulation of intrinsic apoptotic signaling pathway; intrinsic apoptotic signaling pathway in response to DNA damage; extrinsic apoptotic signaling pathway in absence of ligand. Gene Ontology annotation, cellular component: mitochondrial outer membrane. Gene Ontology annotation, molecular function: protein heterodimerization activity; protein homodimerization activity.